GCCUGUUUCUUAAAAAAAACUUAAGUAGAAAAUCUUACUUAAGUCAAAAAAGACAAAGACUUUUUUGGACUUAAGUUUGACUUAAGUCAGAUUUUCUACUUAAGUUUUUUUAAGAAACAGGCCCCAGGGAUUAUCCUAUUAUACCUGUAUUUUGAUAUUAGCCUACUAGUACGAGACCAUAAAACUAAGCAUACUCAAAGCCUGAAUAACAAAGUUUCUAGUUUCCGGCGUAUUAAUAGUUCAAGAUUCCUCUACAUCUAAGCGACCUUAUGCUAAAUUAUCUUUUUUGGCCGUUUGAAGCUGCCUCUAGCUGGAAGCUAUUUUACUUCCAGAUCUCUAUAAGUGUAACGUUACCCAAACAGCGCUUCAUGGUAAUGCAAGACUUACUAUUGGCGAGAUCUAGAGUUCAGCAAGAGGCUAUAACACGAGGUUUUUAUUCUCAUAUACUCCUUUUCUGUACUAUAUCCUUUUCCCUUGAGUAUGGAUUAUGAUCAUCCUUAUUGAUGUCCAUACUGAUUUACCUUCAAUAGCGAUUUGGCGUAUUUAUGAUUUUGCUGGAAAUGCAUGCUUGACUAAACGAGUUCUUUAAUGAAUUUAUAGAGUCUAAGUAUGAGAUGCUUUAGUGCAGAAAUGAGAUCAUUUUCUAAAUCAGUAUCUGCUAUCGGUUCGUUUUUGAUUCAUUAAUUUAUUCCCAUCAACUCAGUAUGAUACGGCGAGAAUUUGUUAAACAUAGAUCUCACAUUCAUCAUCCCUUCUUCUUAAUCCUUAUCCUCGGUAACUUUUACGACGGAUAGUCAGCUCUUGUCAUUUUACUCUUUUGUAGGUAUAAAUUGAUAUGGCAUAUAUAUAGAAAAAUGUAAAUCUUGCAUUUUUAUAUAGAAUUAUAAAAGUUGAGUGAAUACUCAGUGUUCAUCAUCAUGUUAUGUUUAUCAUUAAAACGUUCUGUUUUUCUUACUACGAAACAUUUUUGUUCCACGUUUUACAUUCAGCCGAGUUUACGGCGCGAAACAGGCUUAAUCUAUAAUAUUACAACAAGAUGUAUUUCCAUAACAGACAAUUUCGGUAAUAUGCCUAGGUAAUGUUAAGUUAAUGGCUGAUAAAGCAAAAUUGCGUAUGUGUUACUUGAUGGGAGGGGUUACUUUGAUAUUCUUAAUGUUUUUAAGUUAGGCGUUCUAAAUUAAAUUGUAAGAUUUUCGGCUCAAACUAUAAUAUAUUCUGCUUUGUAACAACCAUAAGAAUUUUUCUUUCCUUAAAGCUACUUCACAUCACUCUAAUGUCAUACUGUAAGCUUAUUUUGCUAUUAACGUAAUUGAUGGAACUAUUGCUUUUGUAUUUAGCAAAAAAAGUUGGAAAAGUCGAAAUUGAUUUUGUUUAACUGAAUCUAUGGUUAUUCUGUUAAAAAAUCUAUCUAUUAUUGAUAAAAACUUUGUCUAUUUGCUACUCUCUUUGUUAAAGGCGUGCAAGAAGUGCUUUUGCUCCGUCACCGAAGUGCAAUUUUGGACCGAAGGUGAAUAAUUGAAUCAUUUUAAUAUAUAAAUGAAAAUAUUUGAUUACAUUUACGCUAAAAAUUUCAGGGAACACUCAAGAAAAUUCAGAACAAUGAUCAGCUCAUGUUAGUAAAAAUUUGAUUUUUUGCUCUAUUUAAUCACUAUCAUCGACAGAUAUCAUUAACAACAAAAUUAGUUUUGCUGUGUAUACUGUGCAUAUUUGUGCUCUCUUAGUAAAAAAAGUGUCUUUUCACUUUCUCUCAAUAUUUGCAUUUAUUUUCCACUAUUAUGUAGUGUUAUACAAGAUCCGUCGAGUCAACGUUUACAUUGGAUUAGUCCACCAAUUCAUAUUAUGGUUAUUCGAAAACCAGGUGCAUCAACAUUGUCAGAAUUUCGACAAAUAAUCAUUGAAUUACUUCGACGUAAUCUCUAUGUUUACAUUGAGGAUGCUGAACAUAUGCAUUUGCCAUUUGCAACGGAUGAAAAUCUGAAAAGCCAUGGUGAAAAUUGCAUCUCAUUUGAUCAAGAAAAUGAUCUGGAUAAAAUUGAUUUGAUUCUCUGUUUGGGUGGUGACGGUACACUUCUUCAUGCGUCAAGUAUCUUUCAAGAUAGUUGUCCACCGGUACUAUCUUUUAGUAUGGGUUCGUUAGGAUUUUUAACUCCAUUUGAAUUCAAAAAUCACUAUGAAGUCCUUAAUGAAGUACUUGCCGGUAAGUUGGGCUUUAUAAUAUGCUCAAGUGUCACCACGAGACAGAGCUGCAGAAUCUGCCUAUUUGCUCCAACAGUCGUCGGAGGAAAACUUAUUGAAUGGGAAAUUUUUUGA
This is a messenger RNA of Didymodactylos carnosus, 2310 nucleotides long. NCBI's taxonomy places the organism in Eukaryota, Metazoa, Rotifera, Eurotatoria, Philodinida, Philodinidae. The record is from the annotation of a GenBank genome assembly.